UCAUCUUCAAUAUACUCAAUUCUUCACUCUUCAUAUCCACAAUAUAUUCGAAGUUUUUAUUUAUUGGCAUGGCUCGUUCUCCAGUUCCAGUGCUUACUUUGUUUCUGAUUGCUUUGAUCAUUACAACUACGGUUGAGGUGAAGGCUUCGCGAGAUUUGCCCGUUGAAAUUGCAGCCAUCGAGCAAAGGUUGGCACUUGUUGGUGAUAUAGUUACUUGCCUGAAAAGAUGCAAAGUUCAAAGUGAUUGUAGCAAUGGGUGGGUGUGUAGUGAUUGUGCACCAGAUGCUUUGGGGGAUGGAUACCAUUGUGACAAGUUUACAGCUAAUGGUCAAGGAUAUUUUGCAACUAACUUACAAGACCGGUUCAAGAAAACUGUUUGAUGAUCAUUGCUGGCUGC
This is a messenger RNA of Lycium ferocissimum, 397 nucleotides long. RefSeq lists its product as uncharacterized. The record is from RefSeq and is a predicted model, not a curated record. Lineage: Eukaryota; Viridiplantae; Streptophyta; Magnoliopsida; Solanales; Solanaceae. Bases 69 to 380 code for a protein of 103 amino acids. The transcript has 2 exons.